This is a messenger RNA of Solanum pennellii, 3142 nucleotides long. RefSeq names its product pentatricopeptide repeat-containing protein At4g21065. The coding region runs from base 141 to 1898 and encodes 585 amino acids. Lineage: Eukaryota; Viridiplantae; Streptophyta; Magnoliopsida; Solanales; Solanaceae. The transcript has 2 exons. Gene Ontology annotation, biological process: RNA modification. The record is from RefSeq and is a predicted model, not a curated record. Gene Ontology annotation, molecular function: zinc ion binding; RNA binding; protein binding.
GAGUAAGUAAAGGCCCGAUACAUAAUGUGCAAGUUUUGACAGAAUACAAGCUUAAUUACAAGUGUUAGUACCAUUUGUUGUGGACAAAUAAUUUGCUAACUACAAGUCACAGGGCAUAGUGUGACAAUAACAAUAAUAAGAUGAGCGGAGAGAGCACAAAACCGUACAUAGUGAAGAAAUGCAUUACCCUUUUGCUUUCAUGUGCUUCCUCAACUUACAAAUUCAAGCAAGUUCAUGCAUUUUCCAUCAGGCGCCGAAUCCCUUUAUCAAACCCACAUAUGGGCAAGUACUUGAUUUUUACUCUAGUUUCUCUUUCGGGUCCAAUGUGUUAUGCUCAACAAAUCUUUAAUCAAAUUCAAUUUCCAAAUAUUUUCACUUGGAAUACAAUGAUUAGAGGUUACGCUGAAAGUAUAAAUCCAUAUCCAGCAAUUGAAAUACACAAUGACAUGUGUGUUAAUUCUGUUGCCCCUGACACACAUACAUACCCUUUUCUUCUAAAAGCUAUUGCCAAGGUGAUUGAUGUUAGGGAAGGAGAAAAGGUGCAUUGCAUUGCAAUUAGAAAUGGGUUUGAAUCGUUGGUGUUUGUUCAGAAUUCCUUGGUUCAUUUUUAUGGAGCAAUUAGUCAAGCUGAAAACGCUCAUAAGGUGUUUGAGGAAAUGUCUGACAAGAAUCUUGUCGCAUGGAAUUCAGUUAUUAAUGGCUAUGCUUUGAAUAGUCGACCUAAUGAGACAUUGACCCUUUUUAGGAAAUUGGUUUUGGAAGGUGUUAGGCCUGAUGGGUUUACUUUGGUUAGUUUGUUGACUGCUUCGGCUGAGCUUGGUGCGUUAGCGUUGGGUAGAAGGGCGCAUGUGUAUAUGUUGAAGGUGGGAUUGGAUAAGAAUUUACAUGCUUCAAAUGCACUUUUGGAUCUUUAUGCUAAAUGUGGGAAUGUGAAUGAGGCAGAGCAAGUUUUUCAUGAGUUGGAGGAGGAUAGUGUGGUGUCAUGGACAUCUUUGAUUGUAGGUUUGGCUGUCAAUGGUUUUUGUGAGAAAGCACUUGAGCUUUUCGAGGAAAUGGAAAGAAAAGGAUUUGUGCCUACUGAGAUCACAUUUGUCGGGGUCUUGUAUGCCUGUAGCCAUUGUGGUUUGGUGGACAAAGGGUUUGCUUACUUUGAAAGGAUGCAAAAAUUGUUUGGAGUUAAACCGAAAAUUGAGCAUUAUGGGUGCAUGGUUGAUUUGUUAGGAAGGGCUGGUUUAGUUGAAAAGGCAUACAAGUAUAUUAAAGACAUGCCAUUGCAACCCAAUGCUGUGAUUUGGCGAACAUUACUUGGUGCCUGCUCAAUACAUGGUCAUUUAGCUCUGGCAGAGAUGACUAGAAAUCACCUUAAGCAGUUAGAACCUAAUCAUUCUGGGGAUUAUGUGCUCCUUUCAAAUCUUUAUGCAGCCGAGAGGCGUUGGUCAGAUGUGCAUCAACUAAGGACCACUAUGCUUAAAGAAGGGGUGAAAAAAGUCCCAGGGCAUAGCCUUGUUGAGUUAGGUAAUCGGGUGCAUGAAUUUGUUAUGGGAGAUAGGUCCCAUCCUAAAAAUGAGGCUAUAUAUGCUAUGCUUGGAGAAAUGACAAGAUUGCUGAGAUUGGAAGGCUAUGUCCCUCAUACAUCAAAUGUGCUUGCUGAUAUAGAGGAAGAGGAGAAGGAGACUGCUUUGGCUUACCAUAGUGAAAAAAUUGCAAUUGCAUUCAUGUUAAUUAGUACGCCGCCUGGGACCCCUAUUAGAAUUGUGAAGAACUUAAGAGUCUGUGCUGAUUGCCACCUUGCCAUUAAACUAAUAUCUAAGGUUUUUGAACGCGAGAUAGUGGUUAGAGAUCGUAGCCGGUUUCACCAUUUCACCAAUGGAUCUUGCUCUUGUAAAGAUUAUUGGUAGAACAUAAUUGUGGAAUUCGAACUGGGCUUUGCAUAAGUUGCUUAAAUUAAAGCAAAUCCUUCUGGAAAAGAACGAUGAUGGAGAACAAGAUCUGACAACAUCUGCAUUCUGUUCGAGGAAAGGUUAACAAGAUAGAUCAAGAUAGGACAUUUCUUGGUGGACAGAUAUGUAAACUCUAUACGUUCUGAAGAAAAAUUCCUCAACACCGUUCGAUGGUGUUUUGGGUAUCAUAUCAAGAGAUGGGCCUGGGCUCUAUAUAAGUCACAAAAAAGGGAAAGUGUUUUCUUAUCCUAAGCAAAUGGGAUUCAUUCACUUUUCACUAAACCUUUAAUAACAUCAGCUGGUAUAAAUCAAGUAUCUAAGAGUUGUUCCGAAUUCCUUCCUUAACCUGUUGAUACACAUUCCAUUUCAAGUUGACAAUGAGCUACAUGGGUUCUCAAACUUUUAUGCUCAAAAUAAAUAAAUAUCUUUAAAGGUGUAUUUUAGGCCCAACAUGCUCCCACAACAACAAGAUGCAUGGUUGGGACACACACCCUUGGAGCUGUAGUAUUCAAGAUCUUUUAGGUUAGUGGAAGCAGUUGAAGCAAGUGUUGCCCAGUGUAGAUCAGGAAGUGAGUGGAUUGUGAAUUUUAGCAUAAACUGCUUUGAUUGGGAAGUAACAAGCAUGUCCAUGAAAUAUGAUCCGAAAAACUAUGGCUCAAUACAGAAUGGGUUGUUGAAGGCAUGAUGCAUGUUUGACUUAUGUGGUGGCAUAGUUCCAGAAACCAGACAAAGAUCGAUCAUGGGGUGGACUAUAUUGCUUGGUGGACUUCUGUAUUGCAUAGAGAAUCGCUUACACUGUUCACCAUGAGAAGUCCUCCAUGCCUGAAGUCUUUGUUAGCCAUCAGCAAUGAUUCGAUCAAAAUUGCCAAUCCUGGCCAACCUUCUGUUCUGCUACAAAGAUUCUUCAUUCCUGUUGAAUUUCAUGGAUUUAGUGCGGUUUUGUCCAAAGAUGAACUAGAAACUUUGAAGAAGUCUCGGAUCUCCGGCCUUCAUUUCAGCUCAUAAUUAAUGACAGUUUUUUGGUUAAGUUGCUUCAGGCAUCUGGCCAGAUAUGCUGUCUAGCUACAAGGAUGAUGGCAUGCCUGAAAUCCCAAAAAAGAUGGAAGGCAAUUGAUGUUUAGCCAUUUAUUCAUCCAUUGUUUGCCUCACAUGUAGUAUUUCAAUCGUUUUUUAGUACAAAUUAUUGGGUAUUGAUUUCGUCA